AUGGAAAAUAACUUACCAAACAUUGAAGAAAUAAAAAUUUUUCUUUAGGAUAACAACUACUAAUUUUAGAGAUUUUUAGGAAAAGGUGAUUAUUCAGUUGUUGUCCAGGCGUACUCUAAUGAAGAUUAAAUUGAAGUUGCGGUCAAAAUAUUUAAUGAUGAGGACUAAGAUAUUGAAAAAGAAAUCUAAAUCUUUGAGAAGCUUUAAGGAGAAAAUUAAAUUGUUCAAAUAAUUUCAACUAUUAUUGACCCUGACUUAAAUAUGUAUGCUAUUGUCACUGAAUUGUAUGAUUGUAAUUUGAAAACGAUUCUGUAAUUGAACAAACUUUCCUUUUAGCAAAUAUUGGCUCUGACAGAAUAAUUACUAAAAGCGUUACUUACCUUUCAUCAAAACGGUAUAAUACAUAGCGAUGUGAAGCCAUAAAAUAUAUUAUUUAGUAGAAAUAAGCUAACCUUUGCUUUAUGUGAUUUUGGAAAGUCUCAUUCAUUGAAGGACCCAUUAUUAGAUCACACUAACUCAUCUUUAUAAGGAAACUUAAUAUAUAUGUCUCCUGAAGUCUCAAAUGGAGAUAAGCCUUACACGAUAAAGGCAGACGUAUUUUCUAUAGGAGUUGUAAUCUUAUAAUGCAUGCUUGGAGAAUAAUUGAAACCAGAAUAAAUCAUUUUUUUAAAAACUUCAUUGCUAGUUGAUGUCAUUCCUUCUAUAUAAAGUCAUCCAAAUUAUGAUUUUAUAGAGAAAAUAGUAAGCUAUAUGGUAAAUUUUAACAAAUAAGAAAGGCUUGAACCUCUUAGAUUGAUCUAAAAGUUAAAGAGUUUUUAAAAAGUUGAUGUUAGUUGUUUGAGUAAACUUGUUUUACCAAAAAAAGAAGAAUUCAGUCAAUCAAAGUUUAAAAAAAGUGCUUCAUAACAAUAGCAAACUAAUUAUAAUUCUUAAACAUAAAAAAGUAGCUUUUAAUAAUGUGAACAUAUAUAAUACCAAUAGGUACAACAAACUCCUAUUUUAUAUAAGAAUUUGUCACUAUAAAACUUGAAUUUACUCAAUAGUGUCCUACCUCCAAAUGGAAAAUAAUAUCGUGUCUUCAAAUUUUAACGAAUAACAACUUUGACACCUAUCAAUUAAGGCUUUGGCUAACCAAAUUAGUUUAAUGGUCAAAUGUAUUAAACGCCUUUUGGUUCUAGUAACCCUUACUAAUAGCAACAAUAUAGUAAACUACCAUUUAGCAAAUUUCCUAGAAAUUAGGAUUACUGA
Tetrahymena thermophila SB210 is the source of this 1248-nucleotide messenger RNA. Its product is annotated as Serine/Threonine kinase domain protein. Gene Ontology annotation, cellular component: cytoplasm; nucleus. The record is from RefSeq and is a predicted model, not a curated record. Gene Ontology annotation, biological process: protein phosphorylation; mitotic DNA damage checkpoint signaling. The transcript has 6 exons. Lineage: Eukaryota; Ciliophora; Oligohymenophorea; Hymenostomatida; Tetrahymenidae. Gene Ontology annotation, molecular function: protein serine/threonine kinase activity; ATP binding.